UUGAUCAAGGAAUCCCAGAGCUGUACUCGCUAUGGUUUCGACAUAUUCGAUCUAUUCCACGAUGCUUUCCAAGCAUCACUAGGUGCAAAAUUUCUCAAGCCCACCGGGAUAUUUUGGGUUGUCCGUGAAUUGGUGUCUCUGAUCGAUUCCCGCAGAAGGAGACUAGUAUAUGAUCAGGCAUGGAUUCCGGCUGCUUCGCUCCUUACUCGACAUCUAGGCAUGAGAAUACUCCCCGUCGAAGAUGGCAGCAACAGUUUGAAAUCCGCG
Messenger RNA from Linum tenue, 267 nucleotides. Lineage: Eukaryota; Viridiplantae; Streptophyta; Magnoliopsida; Malpighiales; Linaceae. The record is from the annotation of a GenBank genome assembly.